Molecule: messenger RNA, 693 nt
Organism: Bolinopsis microptera
Lineage: Eukaryota; Metazoa; Ctenophora; Tentaculata; Lobata; Bolinopsidae
Product: mucin-2-like
Exons: 1
Coding region: 1-693 (230 amino acids)
Source: RefSeq, a predicted model, not a curated record
AUGUGGCCCCCUAACACUACCUCUAACACUACCCCUCAACUAACACUAAAUAUUAAGUCCCCACAGAUGCAGGAUGUGGCCCCCUCUAACACUACCCCUCAACUAACACUAAAUAUUAAGUCCCCACAGAUGCAGGAUGUGGCCCCCUCUAACACUACCCCUCAACUAACACUAAAUAUUAAGUCCCCACAGAUGCAGGAUGUGGCCCCCUCAACUAACACUACCCCUCAACUAACACUAAAUAUUAAGUCCCCACAGAUGCAGGAUGUGGCCCCCUCAACUAACACUACCCCUCAACUAACACUAAAUAUUAAGUCCCCACAGAUGCAGGAUGUGGCCCCCUCAACUAACACUACCCCUCAACUAACACUAAAUAUUAAGUCCCCACAGAUGCAGGAUGUGGCCCCCUCAACUAACACUACCCCUCAACUAACACUAAAUAUUAAGUCCCCACAGAUGCAGGAUGUGGCCCCCUCAACUAACACUACCCCUCAACUAACACUAAAUAUUAAGUCCCCACAGAUGCAGGAUGUGGCCCCCUCAACUAACACUACCCCUCAACUAACACUAAAUAUUAAGUCCCCACAGAUGCAGGAUGUGGCCCCCUCAACUAACACUACCCCUCAACUAACACUAAAUAUUAAGUCCCCACAGAUGCAGGAUGUGGCCCCCUCAACUAACACUAAAUACUAA